Messenger RNA from Saccharomyces mikatae IFO 1815, 1065 nucleotides. It is a transcript of the gene RFC5, whose product is annotated as replication factor C subunit 5. Gene Ontology annotation, biological process: DNA repair; DNA-templated DNA replication. Bases 1 to 1065 code for a protein of 354 amino acids. Lineage: Eukaryota; Fungi; Ascomycota; Saccharomycetes; Saccharomycetales; Saccharomycetaceae. Gene Ontology annotation, molecular function: ATP hydrolysis activity; DNA clamp loader activity; DNA binding. The record is from RefSeq and is a predicted model, not a curated record. Gene Ontology annotation, cellular component: Elg1 RFC-like complex; nucleus; DNA replication factor C complex. The transcript has a single exon.
AUGUCACUGUGGGUUGAUAAAUACAGACCUAAGUCGUUGAACGCACUUUCGCAUAAUGAAGAGUUGACGGAUUUCCUCAAAUCUUUAUCUGAUCAACCUCGUGAUUUGCCUCAUCUUUUGCUAUAUGGACCAAAUGGUACGGGCAAGAAAACACGCUGUAUGGCGUUAUUAGAAUCCAUAUUCGGGCCAGGGGUUUAUAGAUUGAAAAUUGAUGUUAGACAAUUUGUUACGGCCUCGAACAGAAAACUAGAAUUAAAUGUAGUUAGUUCACCAUACCAUUUAGAGAUCACACCAAGUGAUAUGGGUAACAAUGAUAGAAUUGUCAUUCAAGAGCUAUUGAAGGAAGUGGCUCAAAUGGAACAAGUUGACUUCCAGGACUCCAAAGAUGGAUUGGCCCAUAGAUAUAAAUGUGUUAUUAUUAAUGAGGCGAACUCAUUAACAAAGGACGCCCAAGCCGCUUUAAGGCGUACUAUGGAAAAGUACUCUAAGAACAUUAGGUUGAUUAUGAUUUGUGAUUCCAUGUCGCCUAUAAUCGCUCCUAUAAAAUCACGUUGUCUAUUGAUUCGUUGUCCCGCACCAAGUGAUAGCGAGAUCUCAAAGAUUUUGUCGGAUGUGGUAACGAAUGAAAGAAUACAUUUAGAAUCAAAUGAAAUUUUGCAAAGGAUUGCCAACCAGUCGAAUGGUAAUUUGCGAGUCUCGCUGUUGAUGCUUGAGUCUAUGGCAUUAAACAAUGAAUUAACAUUGAAAAGCAGUAACUCUAUUAUUAAGCCAGAUUGGAUUAUCGUGAUUCAGAAACUAACGAGGAAAAUUGUGAAAGAGAGAUCUGUUAAUUCAUUGAUUGAAUGUAGAGCUGUUCUCUACGACUUGUUAGCUCAUUGCAUACCGGCAAAUAUUAUCUUAAAAGAACUGACGUUCUCAUUAUUGGAUGUGGAAACCCUAAAUAUCGAGAAUAAAACAUCCAUCAUUGAAUAUUCAAGCAUUUUUGACGAAAGACUAUCACUUGGGAACAAGGCGAUAUUCCACUUGGAAGGGUUUAUAGCAAAAGUAAUGUGCUCGUUAGAUUGA